AUGGGAUCACAGAAGAGCUUGCUCGAGCGAACCGAUAUGACGUUGCAUUCAUCUGAAUCGAGUGAUUCGACCUCUGGUCAUCGCGACCAUCCACAGGAGCUGGCUGCGCCAGAGGAAGCCAGAGAAACAGAAAAUCACUCUCCCAUCACGAAUAAGUCCGAAAAUCAACAUGACAAUCUUGCAGCAAAGACCUCAAAUAAGAGUUCUCUUCAAAAUGAUAAGGUGCCGUAUUCCAGAUUCGGCAGGCGUCAGAAGCUGACUCUCGUGCUGAUAUGUGCAUCAAGCGGCCUUUUCUCUACGAUUGCAGCGCCCAUAUAUUAUCCUGCUCUGACAACAAUUGAGAAAGACUUCAAUGUAAGCGAAGAGUUGGCCAAUAUCUCUGUGGUUGUAUAUUUCAUAUUUCAAGGCCUGUCACCGACUUUAAUGGGUGGCCUGGCUGAUACAUUUGGGAGAAGACCAAUCGUUGUAUGGUCGAUAGCAUUAUAUUUGGCCGCCUGUAUUGGACUGGCCCGCGCACAAACUUAUGGCGAGAUCUUAUUUCUAAGAUGCCUUCAAAGUGCAGGAAUUUCGCCAGUGAUAGCUGUGAACAUGGGAAUCAUGGGCGAUGUCACGACGAAAGCAGAGAGAGGCGGUUAUAUGGGACUAACAGCUGGAACGCAGAUUCUUGGCUCAGCGUUUGGUGCUUUAAUAGGUGCGGGUAUCACAGCAACAUGGGAUUGGAGGGCUAUUUUUUGGUUCCUUACCAUCGGAUCAGGAAUCAGUUUAAUGUCUUCCUUAUUUCUGCUACCAGAAACUAAACGUACAAUCGUGGGGAAUGGUUCAAUUAUACCAGCGAGCGUACUUAAUAGAGCUCCAAUUACUUUAUUACCAUCAUUUAAAAAAAGAAUGCAUGUCAAUAACCCUGAUUGGGAGACUUUAGCACCUCCCGAAAAAGUAAAACUAUUAGCUCCUCUAGAAAUUAUGAGGUGCCCCGAGAUGGCACUCAUUUUACUCGUUGCAGGCCUUCAAUUUUCACUUUGGACCUGUCAGCUUACAGCUCUUUCCUCAGUUUUAGAAAAAGAGUAUCAUCUUACUGUCGCAAAGGUCGGCCUUUGUUAUCUACCAAGUGGUAUUUGUACUCUUAUCAGUAUAGUUUCGGCAGGAAGAUUGCUAAACUGGAAUUACCGUCGUAGAUUCACAAAGCACGAGAAAUGGUUACUGACAGUCGAAAAAGAGCUAUUACAAGAAUACGAUGACGACACUACUCGCGUUAAACAUAUGAUCAAGACCGAAUUACGCUACAAGUUCAAUCUCUUCCGCGCAAGGCUUGAAAUUGUUAUUAUUCCACUGAUAUUAAGUGGUGGCGGCUUCAUAGCAUUCGGAUGGUGCUUAGACGUACAUGCUCCUCUUGCUACUGUUCUGGUGUUCAGUGGGUUUGCUUCAUUGUUUUCUAACUGUAUAGUCGCAUGCACCACAACUUUGGCAGUUGAUUUAUUUCCACAACGUUCGUCAACAGCUAGUGGCUGCGUCAAUUUCGCCCGAUGCAUAUUAUCCGCAGUGUUUGUUGCAUCUUUGAGUAAGAUGAUGAAAACAAUGACAAUUGGAGGUACUUUCACAUUCAUGGCAUGCCUCACUUUAGCGUCAUCAGCCCUUCUUUGGCUGCCAAUUAAAUAUGGCACUGCUUUGCGUUACAAAAGGCAGCAAAAGAUAGAAUUAAGAGAGAAAGAAAAAGCUCAAAGCAAAGAAGCACAGGAUCUGGAGUCUCAGGCCUCGACCAACAACGAAGAUGCCAGUAGCGAGGAUGAAGGUGAUCUCGAGAUAAUGAGAAGAAUAUCUACCGCGCAUUCCAUCAACGUUUAA
Molecule: messenger RNA, 1839 nt
Organism: Lachancea fermentati
Lineage: Eukaryota; Fungi; Ascomycota; Saccharomycetes; Saccharomycetales; Saccharomycetaceae
Source: the annotation of a GenBank genome assembly